Messenger RNA from Drosophila albomicans, 865 nucleotides. RefSeq lists its product as uncharacterized. Gene Ontology annotation, cellular component: mitochondrial inner membrane. Gene Ontology annotation, biological process: mitochondrial respiratory chain complex IV assembly; mitochondrial respiratory chain complex I assembly. The transcript is spliced from 2 exons. The record is from RefSeq and is a predicted model, not a curated record. Lineage: Eukaryota; Metazoa; Arthropoda; Insecta; Diptera; Drosophilidae. The coding region runs from base 128 to 733 and encodes 201 amino acids.
AGCACGGUCACACAGCAAAAGAAAUUUAUCGUAAUCGUCCCUGUACCGGCAAAUUUCCGAUAACAAUCAGUUUCAUUUUGUUGCUUGUGUUAUUAUACAAGAUUGCGCCCAUGUUAUUGUAGAAGACAUGCCGUCAAUUAAAUUUCAAAUACCGUCAAAUAAAACGCUUGGCACCAUUUGCGUUUAUGGCGCCGUUGUCUCUAUCUCGGCUGUCAUGUAUAUGCGCUGGCGCCUUGAGGAUCGAGUGCGCUCCGCUGAGUACUAUAAACUUGCGCUCCAAACACUGCGACAACAUAAAGGUGCUGUCGGACUGCUUGGAGAGCCCAUCAAAGACAAGGGCUUCGACAUAUCGAAUGUGAACAACACAGUCGAUGGCAACAAGGCACAACUUGAGGUAACAGUGCGCGGACCCAAAGAUAAGGGCACCAUAUUCUUUUGGGCCACCAAUAAUGCGGAAAAAGGAUGGUUGAUUGAUCGUUUGGAGCUGGAAACGAAACAACAUCCGAAUAAACGAUUUCUGCUCAAGAAGCAGCAGGAAAACGGUCUGAUUGGCAGCGACCAACAGCAUUACUUGGAGCAGGAAAAACAGUUCCUCGAACAGCAACAAAGAAAUUCGCAAGAUCCUCAGCAGGAAUCCUUUGCGCCCCGCAGUCAUUCACAGCCACAGCCAUUGCAUAAGUCGGAUGAUCCGGAGCCAUAUAUACAAACAGCCGAAGGAGGUCGCAUGCGGUGAAAGAUGAGCAGUGGUUUCAUUCAUUUAUUCUCAUUUAAUUGCACUAAUUAAGCAUUUUUUUUUUACUAACGGUUUGUAAUAUUAAUUUUAGUAUACAAAAUUUCUUAAAAACAAAACCCAAAAGUCUUCUGU